Molecule: messenger RNA, 1558 nt
Organism: Paramecium sonneborni
Lineage: Eukaryota; Ciliophora; Oligohymenophorea; Peniculida; Parameciidae
Source: the annotation of a GenBank genome assembly
AUGAAUAAAGAUGGACUUGAAACAAAAUUGAAUUUUCUUUAAUAAGAAAUAAGAUAACUAUAGGAAGAAAAUAAAGAACUUAGAUAACUACUAUAAUUAAAUAAGGAAGUGAUAAAAAUUCAAAAAGAAUGCACAUUUAAUUCUGUACUUUUUGAAACCAUAUAUUAAGCUACCAAGUACAAAUAAUAGCAGAAAAGAUGAAAUUUAUAUAAAAUAAUAUGAAAAUAAUUCUGAAAGAGGAUUUCAAUAAUUGUUUUCAUAAUUAUAUGAAGAAAAUAAUUAACUAUAUGCAUUUAAUGAAGUAAUAGCAAAAUAAAGAGAUGAAGCAAGAAGCUAAGUAAUUAAUGUAAUUUAGUAAAGGCGUUAAUCUUUGAAUAAAUCUGUGAGGAGUCAAAUCAACGUAAUAUGGAAGUCUAAUUAGAGAGACAGAAUUAAUUGAUAGAAUUGCAAAGAAAGUUGAAUGAAAAAGAUUAAUAAAUAAUCUUAUUAACUGAGAAAUUGUUUGAGUAUUAGAGCAAAAAGAAGAUAAAAUAAAAAAUAGUAUUCAAAUUUAAUUAUUAGUAUAAAGAUGGUUUAACCAACUGAAGAUGUUUUUGCUGUAUUGAAUCAAAUAGAAUAAAUGAGAAUGUUGAUAGGUUAAAUGAUUAAGGAAAAUAAAUAAUUAAGAGAUGAAAAAAAUAAGAUAUAAAUAUUUAUUGAUGUUUUGAAGAAAUAGACUUUAAACAAACCAGAUUAUACUCCUCCAAUACUUUCACCUGAUAGAAGUAAUGAUGAAAGUCCUAAAAAUUAAUCUAUUAAAGAAAAUAAAUAAAUUUCUGGCACUAAAGUAGAUGAUUCUAGUUAUGUUGAAAUAUUACCAACUAAAGUGAAUGUUUAAUUUUAAAAAAAUUCUAAUGCACCUGUGCCUAAACUUGAUUUAGCAAAAGCAUAAAAAUUACAAUAAUUAAAUAUUUAAAAGCAAGAGGAAAUUGAAGAAAAAGAAGAAAUAGAAGCUAAAGCAUUUAAACUUUAAUAGCAAGUUAAAAAUAAUUCUCAGAAGGCUUAAACUCCAUCAGCUGGUAAUGCUUUAAAUAUGUUUGCCAGUCCAAAUAAAUUAUGUGUCUAAUUAAAUUAAUUAAGUGAUUAAAACAAAUCAUUAUAAAAAGAACUUGCUUAAUGUAGAUAAAAAUUAUAAAAUGAAAUUCUACUCUCAAAAACUUUAGAGGAUUAAGUAUGUGAAUUAGAAAGAAAAAUUUUAGAUUUAGAAAGUGUAAAUGAAAUUUUAAUUAAUUCACAAUCAAAAUAUGAACAAAAAUGGUAGAAAAUUCACUUAUAAUAUAUUACUUAUAAGGAAUUCUUUGAAGCCAAUGAUUAAAUUUAUGAAAGUGCAAGAGAUAAUAGAUAAACUCUAUAAACUAUGAUGAGUAUGCCUUUAUCAGCAAAACAUAAAAAAUCAAAUGUGUCUCAAAAUUUAAGGGAGAUUGCUUAUACUCUUUAUAAUAAAUGUAAAAUUGAAGAAAGACUCAAAAAUAUAGAAUUUAAAAAUGUAUUAAAUAAGAAAAGAUCAUCAUCACUUUGA